AUGUUCUCCCCUAGACAGGCAUUUUCACUUCAAUUGAAACCCAUGGGUUGUUAUCCUGGACCGUGGCCUAAACGAUCACGUACCACAAUGGUGGCCGAACACUUGACUCUUCGCAAUCUCACCUCCACGCCCAUUACCCUGAAGCGCAUUGAGCGCUUUCAUCCGCAUCAUGGUCAUAAUAUCCAACAUAUGGCUAGAAACUUCACCAGAGUCUUUACCAAUGUAACCCGCACCCGUGCGCCGGUGGCCGCGAUCACGGAUGACAACGAACCCUUUGUUCAUGAGGAUUUAGAUAUUCAUAUCGAACCUUUCCAGACAAUUCACACCGAGCUUCGCACAUUUAUAGACUCGGAUAAAGAGCGCGUGCGCUGGUUCUUCGAAGUGGAGGGAGAGAGGCAUCAAGUCCAGACUCCUGUGCCCACCUCGGAGUCCGCCACUAUGAAGGCAUUGUGCGACGAGCCUCGAUUCAAACUCACUGGUAUUUAUGUGACGCCCGAGUCCCAUCUAUCAAUCUACUCCUCCGCCAAUCUGAACGCGUGGAUGGGCGAGCUGAAGGACGACACUUUGCUCUCCUCUCUCUCGAUCCCAGGCACCCACAAUUCUCCUACCUGCCAUGUUGCGCCACCCUCCGUUCGCUGCCAAGCAGUCAGCCCACGGGAACAGCUCGAAAACGGUGUGCGAUUUUUUGACAUCCGUGUACAGCCCCAGUAUCCAGAAGAUGCUGACAAGGAUGAGCUUGCUUUGGUGCACAGCGUUUUCCCCAUCUCUUUAACGGGAAGCAAAUAUUUCCGUGACUUGAUGCGUGAAGUAAAUGAAUUUCUCGACCAGAAUCCGUCGGAGACCCUGAUCAUCUCCCUCAAACGAGAGGGACCUGGCGAGCACACCGACCAACAGCUCAGCCGGAUUCUCAGCGACCACUACGCACGUCCAGACAGUCGGUGGUACACAAACCCCAAGAUCCCCACUCUCGGCGAAGUGCGCGGUAAGGUCGUUCUUAUCCGUCGAUUCGACAUCUUGGACCAUCUCAAGGAUAUACAUGGGGGCGCAGGCUGGGGAAUCUGUGCCUCGGGCUGGGCCGACAACUGCUCCAACGCGACUUGCCCGAGUGGACAAUUAUGCAUCCAGGAUUUCUAUGAAGUCUUAGAGACAGAGAACAUUGGAGAAAAGAUUAAAUACGUGCAGGAGCAUUGCUUCCGAGCCGCUGAGACCUGUUAUCCGUUCGGCGUGCUUCCUGAUCACGAAGCAACCAAGGCACAUCCAUUCUAUAUCAACUUCUUGAGUGCGAGCAAUUUCUGGAAACUUGGCACUUGGCCGGAGAAGAUUGCAGGUAAGCUGAACCCGGCGGCAGUUGAUUAUCUCUGCCGGAAGCAUGGUGAAAAGGAUGACUGUGACUGGUCCACCGGUAUCCUUGUCACGGACUGGGUUGGCUUGGAUGGCGACUGGGAUCUUGUGCGAUGCAUCGUGGGCAUGAAUGCUCGGUUGAAACUGAGGCAAGACAGACAUGAAGGAGACAACUAA
Molecule: messenger RNA, 1518 nt
Organism: Aspergillus oryzae RIB40
Lineage: Eukaryota; Fungi; Ascomycota; Eurotiomycetes; Eurotiales; Aspergillaceae
Product: phosphatidylinositol-specific phospholipase C
Exons: 2
Coding region: 1-1518 (505 amino acids)
Biological process (GO): lipid metabolic process
Molecular function (GO): phosphoric diester hydrolase activity
Source: RefSeq, a predicted model, not a curated record